This is a messenger RNA of Patella vulgata (common limpet), 1805 nucleotides long. Its product is annotated as neuronal acetylcholine receptor subunit beta-3-like. Gene Ontology annotation, molecular function: transmembrane signaling receptor activity; acetylcholine-gated monoatomic cation-selective channel activity. Gene Ontology annotation, cellular component: neuron projection; synapse; postsynaptic membrane. The transcript has a single exon. The record is from RefSeq and is a predicted model, not a curated record. Lineage: Eukaryota; Metazoa; Mollusca; Gastropoda; Patellidae. The coding region runs from base 51 to 1361 and encodes 436 amino acids. Gene Ontology annotation, biological process: chemical synaptic transmission; monoatomic ion transmembrane transport; regulation of membrane potential.
UAUGGUCUGACUAAAUUCGUUGAACUGUUUUCCGCGGAGUAAUACUGAACAUGUGGAGAUAUUGUAAGGGAACGUGUGUGUUGAUAUUUCUGUUAUUUAUCAUUCAAUGUACUGGGCAAAGGUCAUCGCAGUUUAACGACACUGACGACCAAGGUAAAUCAUCAGAAUCUGAAUUGAAAGACACUACCGACCAACACACACCACCAGGUUCUGAGGGCAAAACCAACCGUUCUCAGACUUCAAAAGGCGUAGCUACAUUUCAGAAUGCCCAGCAGCUUGAAACCUAUCUUCUGUCCAAUUACAGUAAAUGGUUAAGGCCAAUACGAAACCAAUCUGAGAAGAUGAUGGUCAUCGUGAAGUUUGGUUUGGAAGGUAUUGUGGACGUAGACGAAGUCGGGCAAUUAAUAACUUAUAAUGUUGUAUUUGUUGUGAAGUGGAGAGAUGAACUAUUGAGAUGGAAUCCUGACGAGUUCGGUGGUAUAUCACUUGUAAAUAUACCCGUCGAAAAACGAUGGCUACCACAACUAAAAGUUAUCGACUCAGUUAAAGGCAGGAAUUUGUUUUUGGACGAAUCUCACCCGUAUUCGGUAGACGAAAAUGGAAUAGUUGUAUGGACUCCAGCUGCGGUUUUUACUAAUUUAUGUCUACUGGAUAUGACAAAAUUUCCGUUCGAUGAACAGGUUUGCGAAAUCAGAAUCUCACCCACCGAUUUCUUACAAAAUCACCUGCAGCUCUUUAUAGAAGACAAAUUUGACACUACAAAAAUCCAAGAGAAUGGAGAGUGGAUGAUUGUUGACAUGAUGGGAGUUAAUAAUACAAAUAACCACGAAUCGGUACCAUCGUUAAUUCUGAUCAAAGUCGUCUUGUGUCGACGCCCGGCUUUCAUUUUGCUCAAUGUGUUCCUGCCAGUUAUCAUUCUGUCAUUUGUAAACGUGGCUGUGUUUGCGGUACCAGGGGACUCUGGUGAGAAGUUGAGCUACGUCCUGAUUGUUCUGCUAGCCCUGUCUCUGCUGUUGAGUGAUAUAAGCAGUAAGUUACCAACGACGUCCAUCCGUAUACCAUACAUCACCAUCUACGUAUCCAGCGAGGUUCUUCUCAGUACCCUUUCCGUCUUGAUGACUGUGUUGAUUAAACAUCUGCGAAAUUCGAAGCAACCCGUUCCCGUGUGGUUGCGUGGUUGUGUGCGAUUCAUGGAAUCGGGUUGUUAUAAUAAUAAAAUUGAUGUCUUUGAUAAAGAUGGAGUAAUAAAAUGGAAAGAUGUGUCUGAAGCAAUGGAUAAGAUAUUUUUGUAUUUCUCCUUAUUCUUGGCUGGGACCAUGUGUACAAUUCUAAUGGUUUUAAUAACCCUACCCAAUGCGUAAGGGGAUCGAACCCCUACAGAUUUGUUAUCUUAAACAGUUUCAGUGACCUUUGAUCAGGGUAUUUAAAGAUACAUUAUGCAAGAGCUUAUCGUUGUUCCUUCGUUAGGUCUUAAAUGUUAUAUAAAUUAUUAGUUUCAUAUUUCAUAAACUUGCAAAGCCCAUAAUUAAUUCUCGAUGCCCUCGGAUGCUCUAGAAUUAGACGGAUUUAAACACGAUUGGCGGGUAACGAUUUAAUUAAAAAGUUGAUACUAUCGUAACAACGGUAGUAAUGACGACCGAGACUACAAACAGGCCUAACGUCGCUCAGAAUAAAGUAAAUUGACUGAUAUUUUCAAUAUAUUUAUGUUAGUUUUGUUAGAAAUGAAUUAUAAACAUGUAAUAAUAUUUAAUAAUACCUUUUUAUUGCUGUGCUAAAAUCUAAUAAACAGGUCAUAUUACCAUCUA